This is a messenger RNA of Zingiber officinale, 1727 nucleotides long. Its product is annotated as glucan endo-1,3-beta-glucosidase 10-like. Gene Ontology annotation, molecular function: hydrolase activity, hydrolyzing O-glycosyl compounds. Gene Ontology annotation, biological process: carbohydrate metabolic process. The coding region runs from base 83 to 1432 and encodes 449 amino acids. Gene Ontology annotation, cellular component: plasma membrane. NCBI's taxonomy places the organism in Eukaryota, Viridiplantae, Streptophyta, Magnoliopsida, Zingiberales, Zingiberaceae. The transcript has 2 exons. The record is from RefSeq and is a predicted model, not a curated record.
GAUCCCUGUCAUAUGACCGUGGUCCACUUCCUACUAGCUUCUCCACUCUCUCCCUGUCUGCGCCUGCUCAUUGGAUCAUCCAAUGCCACUCACAGACCAGUCCAGGUCUGCUCUGCCCUGGCCUUUUCAUUUUCCGGCUUCCUCUGACUCUUCCGAUCCGUCGUCCCUCCCCUCCAUAGCCAUGCCUCUGCGUUCUCCCAAUCUCCUUCCAUCAUUCCUCGUUUCGCUCCUCCUCAUCGUCCUGGCGGUUCCCUCCGCCGCCACAUCCGCAGCCCUCGUCGGCAUCAACUACGGCCGCGUCGCCAACAACCUGCCCCCUCCCGAGUCAGUUCCCCACCUCCUUGCAUCCGUCGGCGUCGGCCGUGUCCGCCUCUAUGACGCAGACCCUUCCGUCCUCCAUGCCUUCGCUAACACCGGCGUCGAGCUCGUCGUCGGCCUUCCAGACCGCUGCCUCCCCUCCGUCGCUGCCGAUCCCAAUGAGGCCCUCGCCUGGGUCCGCACCCACAUCCAGGCAUUCCACCCCGCCACCAAGAUCUCCUCCGUCACUGUCGGUAACGAGGUCCUUACUGGGGCCAACUCCUCCGCGCUCUCCGGCUGCCUCGUCCCCGCCAUGAACAACCUCCAUUCCGCCCUCGCCUCCCUCGGCCUCGACCGUGAAGUCAUCGUCACCUCCGCCCACUCCCUCGCCGUCCUCGCUACCCCCUCCUACCCCCCGUCCAACGCCGUCUUCCGCCCCGACCUCCUCACCUACGUCCGCCCCCUCCUUGCGUUCCACGCUCACACCGGGGCGCCUCUCUUCGUCAACGCCUAUCCCUACUUCGCCUACGCGGAGGACCCCUCCGGCGUCGCGCUCAACUACGCCCUCCUCGAUCCAGCCUGCCCCACCUUCACCGACCCUGCCACCGGUCUCCGAUACACCAACCUUCUCCACGCCCAAAUCGACGCCGUCUACCACGCCAUUUUCGCGGCCAUGUCCGCCAAAGGCAGCGCCGUGGAGGUGCGGAUCUCGGAGACAGGGUGGCCGUCAGCGGGCGACGCCAACGAGACGGGGGCUACGCUGGCUAACGCCGAGCGGUACAGCAACAACCUAAUGCGCCUGGUGGCGGCGCAGAAGGGUACACCGCUGGUGCCGGGGACGCCCCUACGUGCCUACGUAUUCGCCCUCUUCAACGAGAACCAGAAGCCGGGACCGUCAUCGGAGAGGAAUUACGGCCUCUUCAAGCCAGAUGGCACUCCGGUAUACAAUAUCGCCGGCCUGACGCCGCACCAGGGCGGAAACUCCAAUUCGACGGCCGGAUUAGGCGGAUCCGGCGGCGGGCUCGACGGCGAGUCCGGAUAUUUCAGCAUAUCCGCGUCAACAACGAUCUCGCCAUUGCACUCGAUUUUAACGGCGAUCGCAGCAGCAGUAACAGCGUUGCGUAUCCUCUCGUAGUUCGCCUGGAGCAGGAGGAUGAGCUCAGCAUUAGGUCAUUUUCCUGCCGUUGGAAUUUGUAGAUGCCUGUUGUUAUGCCUGUUGUUACUCUAUGCCUGCCGUUACUCUUCCUAUUCCCCUUGUAUUUUUGGUCAAUAAUUGAUGCUGCUGUUGAAAUUGAAGCUGCUGUAGUAGUGCAGUGUUGUCAGACUUGCUACGGGCCUACGGCUGUGUGUGGCUGGGGCCCAGCUCAGUGUAGCAUUGUGCGCCUCUUUUUUUUUAAAAUUUAUCUUUGUUUCUUUGUGAAUUGUUAUUA